UCGACCCAGCACUGCCAGCGACUUGGGUCCACAGUUUCUGGUUCGAGAUUCGAGAAUAAAAAUUCCCGCUCAUCUGUGUGUAUCCGUUUUGUUUGUUCAGAGAGAGAGAGAGACGCAGUGAAAUGUCUUCAGAUCCCAUGGACGAUGUUGAUCGCCUGUUCGAGUGCUUCAAAUGUGGCGUCUCACCUCCUCAGUCAGCAGUGAGAGAAAGAAGGGCUCACCAAGACAAACUAAAGAAGGCAAGUUCAAGACAAGAUGUCUCUGCACUUUCUAGCUUUGCAUCUCCCAGUUCAGCUAGACAAAAACCGCAGAAAACAGCAGAUCUGCUCUGCAUGGAGAACCCUGGUACAACAAUGGCUAAAGCAAUUGCAUUUAGCAGUGGAAAGCAGCUAUCUCCAGUCAUCUUUUAUGGAUCUCCGUAUGGUGUGCCAGCAAAAAGACCAUACCGUUUGUUGAAAUUGUUAAAUGAAAUCCGUGAAGAUCUCACAACUCAAAAUAGCUUGCAAUCAAGGGAGGAUGUUUGGGCUACAUUCCCCAGGCAAGAUGAGGCCAUAAAAUUUGCAAAGGGCCAUGCCUAUGCUCAUGUUUUCAGCUAUCAAGAUCAUCUGAAUGGACAAAGAAGGUUUCUUGUCUCAACAUAUGCUGAGUUUUGGAGAAGGUACAAAAAUAUGGAUCCCAAAUUUCGCCAUCAUUAUGAAGUGAUUCAAGAGGGUCUACCAUGUCAUUUGUAUUUUGACUUGGAGUUUAAUAAGAGAGCAAAUGAUGGAAAAAAUGGAGAUGAAAUGGUUGAUCUCUUGAUUUCAAUCAUUUUAGAUGCCUUAUUUGACAAAUAUUCUAUACAAGGGAACCAAGAGUGGAUUAUAGAACUUGAUUCAUCUACUGAAGAAAAAUUUUCGCGUCAUUUGAUCAUUCGCAUACCAAAAACUGCCUUCAAGGACAACUUACAUGCCGGUGCAUUUGUUGCUGAGAUAUGCUCACGGAUUUGUAGUGCAAGGGAGAGUGAUCGAAGACUUGAUAAACUUUUUAUCUCAAAAGAUCCAAGCUCUGAUGAAAUCCCUUGUCAACUUUUUGUUGAUACUGCUGUAUAUUCUCGAAACCGCUGUUUUCGUCUAUUUCUGUCCUCUAAGGCAGGGAAGAAUUCAGUGCUUCUACCCACUGGGCGCUUCAAAUGUAAAAGCAUGAGUGAGGAAGAAAUGUUCAUGGCAUCUCUAAUUUGCAACAUGGAUACUGAUUGCAAGAAGCUCCUUAUUUGCAAGAUGGAAUUUGAUUGUGUGAAGACCCUGUGCUUUGAUUCUGAGGUCAAUGGUAACUUUGGACAACAUUCUGGAUCCUCCAAUGAACUUGCAUGGCAUGCUUGCACAAAGGAUGUUCCAACAACCUACUUCAUGGGAAAAUCACCAUUCCCAACUCUAGAUGCAUUUGUGGAAUCUAUUGCUUCCAUUGGAAAUGUAGCAGGAAGAAUCCGAAGUUGGUAUUGGUUCUCAGAAUAUGGUUUGAUGGUUUAUAGUAUGUCAAAGAACAGAUAUUGUGAACGGAUUGGCAGACAACAUAAAAGCAACCAUGUGAUGUACAUUGUUGACUUAAGAAGGGCUGUAUAUUAUCAGAAAUGUUAUGAUCCUGAUUGCAAAGGAUAUCGAUCUCCCUUGCGUCCAAUCCCUGGAGAUGUUUUUCCUGAUACCAUGGCUGUACUCAAGUCGCUACAGAUGGAGCAUCCUGGAGAGAUGAUAUAUAAUGACCUUCACCAAGGUUAUGAUGAAAAUAAUUUGGAGCUUAGUUCUUAUAGCAAUAAGAACGUUACAGAUAGCUGCAUGAAAGAUGGGUGGUGGCUUGAAGCAAUAAGAAUGGCAGAUGACAUUGAAAGUAUAAGGACACAGGAGCUUGUUGACACGGUUGAUUUGGUGAUCUCACCAGGAUCCAAGGGUCAGUCAGUAUAUAUUGCACUUCUAACAAUGUCAAGUUCGAUGCAUAGAAAUCAUGAAUAUGGUCCAACAUGCAAUGAGGGACUUGAUUAGCUCAACCUAUUGCUCAGGUAUGAACUCGUGUAUAUUAACAGCAAAAUCGACUUGGAUAGCUCAAAAUAUGCCAGAAAGAUCAGGUCUCAUAUCUCAUAUGAGCCAAAGGAUAACUGGUAUUAGUCUUUACAUGAAAGUGGUCCUUCAUUAGCUUCCACGAAGAUAACACAUCAAAAUCUCAUCCUUUACCUAGCUGAAAAAGAAAAGAUGCUGCAAUCAUAAUGCAGGUCUUGAGAAUGUGUAGAUUUAAUCCGAUUCAAAGGUUGAAAUUUUAUCCCCAGACGAUCAGGAAGAAAAUGAGUUGCCCUUGAUUGAAGAGUUUCCAGCUGUGGGACUUCCCAGACCAACAUUUAACUUAGGAAAUCUCCCUGGUCUACGUAUAAACAAACUUAAGGAUGAAAAUGAUGCGGCAGAUUGUAUAGUUAUAUUUAAUAAAAUUUUUUCAUGUAUAUAUAAUUGUGGUGAACAUUCCAUCUAUUUUGUUCCUAUUGAAUUGCGCAAUAUCCUCAUUUAGUUUGGGAUGGAAGGAAAAAACAACGCAAUUGCGCAACUAUUUGGAGAA
Nelumbo nucifera (sacred lotus) is the source of this 2574-nucleotide messenger RNA. RefSeq names its product DNA primase. Lineage: Eukaryota; Viridiplantae; Streptophyta; Magnoliopsida; Proteales; Nelumbonaceae. Gene Ontology annotation, biological process: mitochondrial DNA replication; error-prone translesion synthesis; replication fork processing. Gene Ontology annotation, cellular component: mitochondrial matrix; nucleus. The record is from RefSeq and is a predicted model, not a curated record. Gene Ontology annotation, molecular function: DNA-directed DNA polymerase activity; chromatin binding.